Messenger RNA from Branchiostoma floridae (Florida lancelet), 1442 nucleotides. RefSeq lists its product as uncharacterized. The record is from RefSeq and is a predicted model, not a curated record. The transcript is spliced from 8 exons. NCBI's taxonomy places the organism in Eukaryota, Metazoa, Chordata, Leptocardii, Amphioxiformes, Branchiostomatidae. Bases 19 to 1404 code for a protein of 461 amino acids.
GAUUGACCAGUGUUCACCAUGGUCCGAACAUUUAACUACUUGCCCCUCUUCAUAGCCAUCUCCCUGCCCCUCCACGUGUCCUGUAUAGACUACCAGGAACUGGGGACCUUCCCCGUGGCUUUCCCGGCCUUUUCCACCCUGGUGCGGGCCGAGGGUGAACCGCUUCCGUCUGACCAUGUGUACGAUCUGUUUCUGUCGUCGUUUACCGUUGAUCCGGGCGCAACCGGCCAUGUGUGGGGGGUUCACGAUGUGGGGAGGACGAUCAACGAGCCAGACGAGAUACGGCCUACUCUGAUCAGUGACGUUUUUGCCUGGCCAAACGAAAUCACCAUAGUGCCUGAGACAGUGUUUUCUGAAUCAGGAGUGGUUUGCGUCUGUUCCGGCCGCCUCCCGCCCAAGAACAAUGGUUCCGUGGCGCUGAUAGCAGGCUGGCCGGGUAAUGUAGCCGAUGCCGUGCUGAUCUCAGGCGCCCCCCAGCGGCAGCUGUGGUCCUACACCCGAGCGCCACAGUGGGUUGACAUGAAUGGCGAUGGCCGACUGGAUGCCGUGGUGGCGAGAUUGUCGUUUGUUUUCAAUCCUCCUCCAAAUCCUCCGACAACGCAAGGUGAACUAGUUUGGUUUGAACAACCAGUGUCCAGUGGGCUACAGACCCCAAACUGGUCAUCCCAUGUGGUCAUCCAAGGUCCGGAAUUCGAGUCCUUGGCUGUCCGACUGACCACCGCAGGAGGUGUGGAGAAGCUGGCGUUCCUCUGCCCGGAGUAUUUUGGCAGGAGAUUUCGUAUCGUUUGGACAGAAGACCCCGGUGACAUCUGGACGGACCCGACUCUGAUCAGAACCGCGACCAUUGAUGGCGAUAGCGAGCGGUACGUCGACGUACAGUUGACUGAUGUGAACGGAGAUGGAAAAGACGACUUGCUGGUGGUGACAAGUAGUGGAACGAACGGAACCGUUCGGGUGUACGAGAUCCCCGAAGAUUUCCGCAAUGGCACCUGGGAACGACAUGUUAUCGCCAGUGGGUUCUCUGUCCAAGGGAAUGUGACGCAGGGUGAAGGAACACCAGGUUUAGCAGUACUACUCAGGCGUGAUUCGAAAAAGCCACCCAUCCUGCUGUCUGGGGACGACGACGGGCACGCGUACCUUCUCGUUCCCAGCUCUGACGACCCUGCAGACUGGUCUUACCAGAAACGCCCCCUGUUGGCGAGUACGGGAAUUGUAGGCGGCGUCUCGGCUGCUGACAUAGACGGCGAUGGCAAUAUCGAGGCCUUCAUUUCUGCGUAUGGUGAGGACAAGGUUCACGUCUUCCGGUUUACUGAUGCUGAAAACGGAAGUGACGUCAGAAUGGUGAACUCUGGGACUGUGGGCCUGCUAUCGGUCAUUGUAGCUUGGCUGGUGCACUAUGGGUAGUUGUAUCAACAGGGCCACGUGUACUACUCCGUGAAUGU